AUGAGCUUCUUCGAUACGACCCCAUUGGGCCGCAUUGUGAACAGAUUCUCGACAGAUAUCUUUGCAACCGACAACACCCUCCCCUGGAGUUUCAUGUCCGUCCUCAUGUUCGGCAUCAGCGUCCUGGGGACCAUCAUCGUCAUCGCCGCCACAACCCCGAUCUUCCUCGCCAUCGUCCCUCCACUAGCAGCUGGGUUCGUCCUCGUCCAGAUAUACUACAUCCGCCCUUCGCGCUCCCUGAAGCGGAUUGAUUCUACAAGUCGGUCGCCCGUCUAUCAACAUUUCACAGAGACCUUGGUUGGUGUUUCAACCAUCCGUGCGAUGGGGGUCGAGGAUCGGUUUAUUCUGCAGAAUGAGGAUAAGGCGACUAUUUCUGCGAACGCGUAUUUUACUUACCAGAUGGUCGCGCGCUGGUUACAGAUUCGUCUCGAGACCCUGGGUGCUUGUAUUGUCUUGGGCGCUGGACUGUUUGCGGUGUUGGACCGUCGGUCGUUGGAUCCUGGGAUGGUCGGACUGGCGCUGUCGUAUGCCCUGACUGUGACCUCCGAUAUUACCAUGGUCAUCAGAUCCUAUUGUGAGUUGCAGAACCAGCUAGUCUCUGUUGAGCGGAUUGACGAGUACCUUACCAAGAACUCCGAGCCUCCCGCCCAUUUAUCCGCGGAUUCAAACUUGCCUGAGAACUGGCCUCAGGCGGGUCAUAUCGAGUUCCGGAACUAUUCUACACGAUACCGUCAGGGUUUGGAUCUGGUGGUUAAAGAUAUCUCGUUCGAGGUGCAGCCUGCUGAGAAGGUUGGGAUUGUGGGCCGGACUGGUGCUGGCAAAUCAUCGUUGACGUUGGCGUUGUUCCGCAUUAUCGAGGCUGCGAAUAGUCAAUGGGCGCAGUCGAGUCACAACGGCGCAGAUAUGGAUACGAUGCCUACCAAAGUUGUUGAGGAUGCAGACCUGGAGAAGGUGGCGGUUGACGAGAAUGGUGGAUCGAUCUGGAUUGAUGGCGUCGACAUCUCGACCGUCGGAUUAAGUCGUCUCCGCAAGAACCUCGCCAUCAUCCCCCAGGACCCCACCCUCUUCGCAGGCACCGUCCGCGAAAAUUUGGAUCCCUUUGAAGAGCUCGAGGAUGCCGAAUUAUGGGAGGCUCUGGAGCGUGCACAUUUGAAGGAGCAUAUCUCAACGCUUGCUGGCGGACUGUCGUUCAAGGUCUCGCAGAACGGUGACAACUUCUCGGUUGGCCAACGAUCCCUCAUCUGUCUCGCCCGCGCUCUCCUCCGCAAGACCAAGGUUCUCAUUCUUGACGAAGCCACAGCCGCUGUGGAUGUCGAGACCGACGAAUUGAUCCAAAAGACGAUCCGCAAGGAGUUCAAGGACCGUACGAUUCUCACCAUCGCUCAUCGUAUCAAGACCGUCAUGGAUUCCGACAAGAUCCUGGUUUUGGAGAAGGGACAAGUGGAGGAGUUUGAGGCACCUGAGCAGUUGGUGAAGAAUAAGGAGUCGUUGUUUUUCAAACUGGCUCGGCAGGCUGGUGAGAUCAAGGAGGAGGAGGAAAGUGGGUUGUAG
This is a messenger RNA of Linnemannia hyalina, 1551 nucleotides long. The record is from the annotation of a GenBank genome assembly. NCBI's taxonomy places the organism in Eukaryota, Fungi, Mortierellomycota, Mortierellomycetes, Mortierellales, Mortierellaceae.